CGCAUUCCCCUGGCUCUCUCCUCUCCAUUAUAUAAACACUACAGUGACCGCCCAAUCGGCAGUGCACCGUUUCUACUCGCACUCGCACACACCACUACCUUUUAAAAGCCCCCACCACCCCUGCGCUGCACGCUCAGCUCAGCUCAGCUCAGCUCACAGUGGAGGAGACAUCACACGAGAGGGAGCAGAAGCGCGCGAGGAGAUCAGGCCACGCCCACGACCACCAGAAACACGACGGGAUGGCGUGCAUCAACAUGUACCGCCCGGACGGCGCAGCGGGGUUCAGCGGCGGGCCGCAGCCACCGGUGGCGAUGGGCCCGCGCAUCUCCUUCUCCAGCGACUUCGCAGUCGAGCCGCCGCCGCCGCCGGUGCAGAACCGGGCGAUGAGCCUGCGCUGCCAGGAGGACCUUAACUUCGAGUUCUCGGUGGGCAGCCACCCCAUGAUGGCCGCCGACGAGCUCUUCUCCAAGGGCAGGAUCCUGCCCCUCAAGAGCGGCGGCGCUUUCGCCGGCCGACCGCCCACCACGCUCCGCGAUGAGCUCCGUGCUGGAGGCGCCGACGACGACGAGAGGGCCUCGACCAAGGGGUCCAGCCGGUGGAAGGAGAUGCUCGGCCUGCGGAAGGCGCUCUGCGUGGUCAGCGGCGGCCACGGUGCGGCCAAGAAGAGCGACGAGGCCAUCGCCGACGCCGACAUGGUCACCGACAUGGCCGCGUCCAAUCAGGAGCUAUGAUGAGGUGACCGAUGGGGGAGACUUGGGACUCAAAUUGACAUACUCCAUACGAACUCAAGCUUCUGUCCUCCAUCGUGAUGUUGUUGAUCAACCUCUCGAAUCGUGCUUGUCAUCGGCUAGUCUUUGUAGAUUGUUUUGAGUUUGCUUGUGUGCUAGAUGGCCAGUGUGUGAUGAAAAGAGCAAAAAAAUUAUGUAUUUUCCUUGCGUAAGUGCUCUCUCUAGCAAGCUGCUCACUCACUAGAUCCAUUAUCAGUCUUUGCUGCUUCUCCGUUUUCUCUUCUUUUUAUUUCACUUCUUGCUUUCUCUCCACCCUGUAUAAAGUGCUUGUGUAGAUGGGAAAUUUAUGGUGCAAUGAUUAGUUUGCCGGGUGGCCAGAUCUGUGAA
Molecule: messenger RNA, 1115 nt
Organism: Phragmites australis (common reed)
Lineage: Eukaryota; Viridiplantae; Streptophyta; Magnoliopsida; Poales; Poaceae
Exons: 2
Coding region: 240-731 (163 amino acids)
Source: RefSeq, a predicted model, not a curated record